AUGGACACACCGACAGUCAUUUUUCAUUCGGAAAUUCCAACAGAUCAAUCGAUCUCAUCGUUAAUAUCAGGCAUCGUUCCUCCUCCGAAUAUAACUCUUUUUCUUCGCGUGGAAGAGCUAAUUAUAUGCAGAAACGUACCGAGGAGUGUUCAACGUGGACAUACUCAAGUUGCUCGACCACCCAAUUGUUUCAUGAUAUAUAGAAAAAACUGUCUUGCAGGAAGACGAAGGACAGUAAACGACGGCAGACCGUUCAACAUGAGUAGUUUUUCAAAAGAGAUAGCAGCUAAAUGGAAGACGGAGCCUCCUGAGGUUGUGAAUUUUUACACUCAAAUGGCAGAAAUUGUCAGGGGGAUUCAUAGUAAAGUCCACCCCCAUUACAAGUACACACCGAGAAAAGCGGUUAAGCGGAGGAAAGCCAAACAAGAUAUAAAAACAAAUGACAAAAUGACUGGGUCUUCACAACAACGAAAAAAACGUAAAAAAGAAGAGAACGUAGUAUCUGAAUUUCAAGUAGAGUUUUUCGUUCAUGAAACUAAUGGUGAUGAUAACGCUUCAAGUAAUAGUAAUGAUACAUACUAUGAUUGCGGUGAAGAACUACUCGAAUGCCCAGAAUCUAGUUCCUCCGCAGACGAGUUUAACCACUUGUUAAAUAAUAUGGAUUUACGCAGAAGCAGUGAUAGCGAGUCAGACGGGUAUUGA
This is a messenger RNA of Paraglomus occultum, 702 nucleotides long. NCBI's taxonomy places the organism in Eukaryota, Fungi, Glomeromycota, Glomeromycetes, Paraglomerales, Paraglomeraceae. The record is from the annotation of a GenBank genome assembly.